Molecule: messenger RNA, 1281 nt
Organism: Terrapene triunguis (Three-toed box turtle)
Lineage: Eukaryota; Metazoa; Chordata; Testudines; Emydidae
Product: butyrophilin subfamily 3 member A2-like
Exons: 14
Coding region: 1-1281 (426 amino acids)
Biological process (GO): regulation of cytokine production; T cell receptor signaling pathway
Cellular component (GO): external side of plasma membrane
Molecular function (GO): signaling receptor binding
Source: RefSeq, a predicted model, not a curated record
AUGUUUGUCUUUUUCCCAGAGGACAGAAGCGACUUCGUCUGUAUGAAAUGCAAGCUGGUUUCCAUACUGGAAGAGAAAGUUAAAGGACUAGAGAACAAGCACAGCCACCUCCAGCGGCGGCUCAGGGCUCGGCGGCCAAGCGCUCCCCACCCGGAGCCGGAGCUGGGAUCCGCCCACAGCGCGGGGCCGGGAUCGGCCGGGGACAGGCGGCGGCACAGGACAGAAGUUAUAAGGAAAAUGAAGGUUUCCUCCUUCCCUCAUGGCCCUGUAAGAAGCUCCUCUCUGCCUGGCUACAUCAUGUUCUUCAUUAUUCUGUCCCUUCACAAAGUGGACUCAGCUCAAUUUAAAGUGAUUGGACCUGACCACCCUGUCAUGGCCACUGCAGGUGAGGACAUUGUGUUACCCUGUCAUCUCAGCCCCAGGGUAAGCGCUGAGAACAUGGAGGUGAGAUGGUACCGGUCCCAGUUCUAUUCACUUGUGCACCUUUAUCGUGAUGGGGACAAUCAGAAUGAAAGGCAGAUGCCAGAAUAUCAUGGAAGGACAGAAUUUCUGAGAGAUGACAUUGCCAAUGGAAGCGUUGCCUUGAGAAUACGCCAUGUCAGACCCUCUGAUGAAGGACAGUACAGGUGCUUUUUUCGAUCAAGUGUUUUUCAUGAAGAAUCCCUGUUGGAACUGAAAGUAGCAGGUCUGGGCUCUGCUCCUCUCAUCUCUGUUGAGGGUUAUCAGGAUGGAGGGAUUCGAAUGGUGUGUCGAUCAGCUGGGUGGUACCCAGAGCCUGAGGUGCUGUGGAGAGAUCCCAGUGGAGAGCCUUUAACAUCACUGUCAGAAACAAAACCCCGAGGGGCUAAUGGCCUAUUUGAGACACAGAGUUCUAUCAUUAUAACAGAGACUUCUAACCAGAGCCUGUCCUGUCAUAUCAGGAACGCCCUCCUCAACCAAGAAAAAGAGUCGACAGUUUAUAUAGCAGAUCCUUUUUUCCCAAGGGUGUCUCCCUGGAUGGUGGCGCUGUACGUGCUCCUGGUUAUUUCUUUGGUUUUGAUAGGCGUUGCUGCUUUUCUCUUCAAGUUAAGAGGAAACCUUCAUGCAAAAAUUGGGAAGAUCCAGGCUGAAAAACGGAAACUUCUUGAAAAUAUCAGUGAACUCCAAGAAGAAAUUAGGAGAUUGCAGGCAGAAAUUGGGAAACACCUUGACAAUAUCAGUGAACUCCAUGAAGAAAUUACUUUAGAUUACAGCAGCCUAUGGGCUAUUCGAAUCCAUACCACCUGGCUGCAGCUCCUCUAA